CGAGUUACUUAUUCUUUUUCAGACACGAAGAAAUCGACGAGUGCUUCUUUCCGGCGAGUCGCGCUCCCGAGGAUCGCCCACGGCGAUUUUGCGCGGAGCGGACCUUUAUUUCUUUUUUUUGCAUAAUUUCGCUAUUAUGCCACGUCGCGGCGACAUUCGACGAUUGCCGGUGUUCGGUUUCGCUGAUAGAACGUUUUCCAGCGACGGCGAGCGAUGGCGAGGCCUCAUCGUCUAGCGACGGAUUUCAUUUCGCGAAAGGAUCAAGGAUGUCGAAGCGGCUGAGCUUCUACGGUCUGGUAGCCCUGGCGUCCGUCUGCAUCUUCUUCCUAGCGUUUAACCAGCGCUACAGCAGCUACCUCGAGCACCGGCUGCAGCCGGUGAUAUCGGAUAUUGAGAUAAGGCCGCGGACCACCAAAAUCCAAGAGCCGGUAACGGUGAGCCAGGCGUAUAUCACAGGAUCCGCGUACAAUGGCACGAUCACCGAAAUUCAGGAGGUGGUUGACCAACAAAGGAGGACGAUCGCAAGAGAGAUGGAAAAUUAUGAGUAUCCAAACGGAAGAUAUGGGAUAAAUGUGAGCAAACUUGAAGAUUUAGUGAUGGAGAAGGGCGGUAGACCCAUGAGAAGCGUAAUUCUGACGAGCUGGAGAAGCGGCAGCACGUUUCUCGGCGACGUAGUGAACGCGCAUCCAGCCAAUUUUUAUCAUUACGAACCGCUGCUUGACUAUGGAAUUGUGCAAAUCCGAGAGCCGCCGCUCGCUGAAGAAUCCUUGACAAGGAUAGUCUCUCUGUUGAAUUGCGAAUACAAGGAGCUCGAUCGGUACCUGGAUUAUGGGAAAACUCAUCCUUGGGUAUUUAAUCACAACACGCAUUUAUGGCGGCAAUGCCAAGCACAUAAACGCAUCUGUUGGGAUCCGCGUUUCGUUUCUAAAUUUUGCCGACUAUUUCCGUUCCAAUCGAUGAAGCUCGUACGAUUGAGGUUGCGAAUAGCGGAAAGUCUUCUGGCCGAAGAAGCUUUGGGUGUGCGACUAGUUCUUCUCAUUCGUGAUCCGAGAGGUAUUCUGCAAUCCAGAAAACACAGGGAAUGGUGUCCUACUAAGCCCGAUUGCUCCGAUCCGGCUCUGGUUUGCGCAGACAUGGUAUCGGAUUUUAGCGCGGCGGUAGAACUGUCAAAAAAAUAUCCACGUUCUUUUAGAGUGGUACGCUACGAGGACCUGUCCGUGGAUCCCUACAAGCACGUGAAGGAGCUUUACAAUUUUUACGGUUUGAACUUUCACGUGAACGUGAAGAGAUUCCUGGACACGCAUACGAAGACCGACGUAGGCGGGGUGUCGAGCACCUUCCGGAAUUCCAAGGUCGCACCAUUUCACUGGCGGGCUGAUUUAGACUUCGAAGAGGUUCGUGAAAUACAGAAGGUAUGCGCGACCGCCAUGCGAUUGUGGGGAUAUGUGAUGGCCUUAAAUUCCACACACCAAAAAGACUUCGAUCCUAUCACAAAUUACCGGCUCCAGUUGUGACAACUGGCAGGCGACAUGCUCAAUGUAGAUAAUAUGAUGUAUAGUAUAUCAGUAUAGCGAACGGCAGCGGUCGAAAGUGCCGUAGUUCAUAUAAAUAUUCAGCGAAAGGUGCUAGCGGUCACUCAGGAAGAUAGCCACGUAAUGAGAAUUAAUGUUGAUUUAUUCGAAAGGGAAAACUUACGGAAUGCCGAUUUUUUAGCUUUGUGAAACCGAUAAGAAGGCUACUUCUUUAAAUGGCGACAUACUCGAAAACGAGAUUCGUUCGUAAUUUUUCUAUCGUAUAACUAACACGAUCUAAAUCACAGGGUGUUAAAGUAAAUUCCUGAGAGCUUGACGUGCGACACAAAUUAUGUCUAACCAUAUCGACGCAAACGUUGCAAGUGCAUUCAAAACGUUUCUAAAUAUUGAAUCUUUCAAGAGAGAGGAAGGGUAUUUUGUGUCUAAUGUAUAAACUAUAUUCAUUAAUAUUAAUUGUAAUUAUAGAUAACUUGUAAAGAGAUUUGUAAUGAUCAUUGAAUCAUUAUAUUGUCUUUUUACAUCUUUAAGAAAUAAUCCACAUAUGUAAGAAACUGAAAUUUUUAUAUCGAUUACGGAACACAAAGUAUAUACCCCCUCCCUUCUUGGAUUCAUACUAAUUCAUCGCUAAAAGCAAGAGACGACCAAAUUUAAUUUUUUAUCUUAUUGAUCAAUGACAUGUUAUUACUAUAUUACGAAAUAUAUUCAAUAUGAAACAAAGAAUAUUUAUCUAAUAAGAAUUGUAUCGUGUCCAAUGACAGAAAAGAUCUUAACCAUCGAUCGAUGGUGAACGAAAACUGAAUCUCAUGUAAUGUUAGGAUCGUGUUUUGCAAUAUCAUGAAUCAGCGGCGGUGUUGAAAAUUUAUUUCUGCGCCGUCUGACGGAAAAUUUCUACCGAUAUUCAAUGUGAUUCACGAAAAGGAGAAGUACGCAAUAUCAAUUAGCUCGUUCGUGUCACGGAACACUCGAUCUUAUCUCUUGCUCAUCGCAACGUUCCGAGGAAACAGCCGGGCGGCGUAUGUCAAGGACAAGAGUGAGUUUCCACUCCACCGGCCUUCGAUGCGGCCAACGACGAAUUAUUACGAGUAUAUAGACGCGACCAACUUGCCCGCAAACGCGUGUGAUUUUUAUAAUGUACGACAUGGUCGUAAUAGCACUGCACACUUUAGAUAAAAGAUAGAAAUAUUACUGUGAGCUGUUUGUUGGCGAUUUAGAAUAAGAAUACUUUUUUAAAUCUUUACACGCUACAUAUAUUGAUUAUCCUGGACAGCCUGGCCGGUUCGCUGGCACAUUCUCCGUUAUGUAUUAUAGUGUAAUUACGUUAUAUCUUAUGUACUCGCGUCCUUGUGUUAUGCACCGAGCGCCAGAUUAUUAUCAGCUCUCUGUGUGAUCGAUUAAACCUUCUCACGCGUUCACUUAAAGUAGAAUCGAUUUCAAUAAGCGUAUAUUAUGUUAUUAUACAUAAUAGAGUUCGGAUAUUAUGAAACGAGAUAUUAUGAUCCUACCACCUCCCCUUUGUUUUAUUGGAGGACAGUCUUAACUCUCCAAAGUUCGAGCCCUAAUUAUUAUUUACGUUGUUCCAUUAUCACCCUGCAUGAAACAAAGAUUAACGAAAUGAAUGUGAUGUUUCUCGUACGCACGGAUGAGAUCUGACUAUAGCGUUUCGCACAAGUUGACGAGCCACUGACGCGGACGCUAAUGCAAAUUCGCAAUAACACCUUCGUGCAAUCUCACGCCGUUAUUAUGUACUAUUUCUCGCGGAAUGGGUAUCUAGUCCAAGAGGAACGCGUAUUACUUCGCAUUUUGUACUUUAGAUGUAAAGGUUCUCCAAUAAAAGAAUCACAUUUCUAUGGAA
This is a messenger RNA of Temnothorax curvispinosus, 3384 nucleotides long. Its product is annotated as carbohydrate sulfotransferase 5-like. Gene Ontology annotation, molecular function: N-acetylglucosamine 6-O-sulfotransferase activity. NCBI's taxonomy places the organism in Eukaryota, Metazoa, Arthropoda, Insecta, Hymenoptera, Formicidae. Gene Ontology annotation, biological process: sulfur compound metabolic process; N-acetylglucosamine metabolic process. The transcript has 8 exons. The record is from RefSeq and is a predicted model, not a curated record. Bases 267 to 1514 code for a protein of 415 amino acids.